GGCGGCUGGCUCCGGCGGCGCCGCGAGUCCCGGUUCGGAGCGGCGGCCGCGGCGCGCUGCCGAGCUGGCAGUGGCAGCGGGCAGAGCACUGGCAGCGCCAUCACGAGCGGCCGCCGGAAUUAGGAGGGCGGCGGGCGGCUCUCCGCAUUCUCCCGGUCCGCUCGGCUCCCGGACGCGGGGCGUUGGCAGCGUUCGGCAAAGGACCGCGGCUGCGUUCGGGCCGCAGAGCUGCGGCCGAAAGCAAACGGGCAGCAACAACAAAGCAAUGGGUCUGUGCUGAGUUAGAGGGCCCGGGGCAACUGGCACUCCCGAGCGCACCCGAAAGGUAUUUCUGCAGGUCGGUAUAGCUGUGCUUGCCCACCACGAAGAUGGACAGCGAAGUGCAAAGGGACGGCAGAAUCCUGGACUUGAUCGAUGAUGCAUGGAGGGAGGAUAAACUGCCGUACGAGGAUGUGGCCAUCCCGUUGAAUGAGCUUCCUGAACCAGAACAAGACAAUGGUGGCACAACCGAGUCUGUGAAGGAGCAAGAAAUGAAGUGGACAGAUCUGGCUCUCCAGUAUCUGCAUGAAAAUGUUCCCCCCACAGGAAACUAGCCAAUCAGUGAGAUUUCAUGCAGUGAGUGCAUGAAGGCAAUACAAAAGUUGUUUUUUAGCUAACCAUUACUGUCAUAAGUUUCUCUAAGGAGGAAACAAAGCUUCUGAAAAAGCCUUGUAUUCAAUUGACUGUUCAACUCAGAGUGAUGGAACACAAAGUUCACCUAUAAUCAGUGUGAAAUAACUGUGGCUAUCUGAAACCUCAGACUGGUAUCAGAAUGUUUCUCUUUACUUAUACAAAAUUAUUUCAUAUCUUCUGUUAACAUGCUUUUAUGUUGGUGCCAAUUAUCUUAAUUGUUUUCUACAUGUGAUCAAAGAAGUAAUUUUUACUGUC
Molecule: messenger RNA, 927 nt
Organism: Rhea pennata
Lineage: Eukaryota; Metazoa; Chordata; Aves; Rheiformes; Rheidae
Gene: ANAPC13
Product: anaphase promoting complex subunit 13
Exons: 3
Coding region: 369-593 (74 amino acids)
Biological process (GO): protein K11-linked ubiquitination
Cellular component (GO): anaphase-promoting complex
Source: RefSeq, a predicted model, not a curated record